AUGCCGUCCGCCGCGGCCCGACGAUUGUACGAAGAUCAAAUACCAACGUUUAUGUCAGUAUUUGAUCUGGACGCCGAAACGAUAGCAGACGGAGAGACCGUAACACUGCUUGACCCCAAAUUGGUCGACAUGGCUUCCAAGCCCUCGGCAUAUGCUGACCCAAGCCAACAAACCGGGCUUGAGCAAACAGGACUUCACUCGGAUCCUACACACAGGCAUCAUGACAGCACUUCAACCCAAAUGUCAGAGUCGACUGAUUCAUCCCCCACAACGACAUUGUCAACCACCGACUCUUCUCCGUUGUCAGAUCCUUCGCCAUCGUCAUCACCUGACUCGCCAAUCAAUCUGAUCCCACUAAGCGACUACCCAUCAACAACGUUUGCCUGUCACUCAACAAUAUCUCAGAGCAACAUGCUUAGCAUUCCCGAAUCUCAUACUCUGGGCCGACCCAUGACAUCUCCUGCUCCUCGGAAGCCUAGAAACAUGAAGGGCUUAUCUAUCCAGCCGCCAUUGACAAUAAGUACCACGUCGAAAUAUGUUGCGACAGAGCCGUCAUCGCCGUCAUUUAUUAAGCCAAAGAUUCCUGCAAUGAAACGAAAACCAAGUCAGCUCAGCCUAAAGACGGGCGCUUCAGAUUUGGUUAAAAAGACAUCACUGGAGGUGCCGGCAUCUCCUUCAAUGCCUCCAAUUCUGCAGCGCCGUGCUCUCAAACACUCUACCUCAUCACCUCACAUGUUUGCCGCCAUGAAGUCGUCCACCUUUGGACCUCCGGGUGGAAUGACGUUCCCCAAGGUCCUGGAGCGAAAUGAGUCCGGUCUUUCGGAAGUCUUACGUCCCAUGAAGCAAAAAUCUGCCAUGGACUUGGACGAAUUAAUAGUUGAGGAGGACUCUCCCAUCAGGACCCAGCUGGCAAAUCGAAGCGAGUACGAACCAUUCCACGAAGGUGUGAAUAACGAGGACCAAAAGUCACCCGGAUAUCCUGACGGCCCGAUAGCCAUUUAUGGCGACAAUGUUUACUUGUACCUCGAGCCCACAGCCGAGGAAGCUUCGCGGUUUGAUGUUGUGAUCAAUGUCGCCAGGGAGGUUCGAAAUCCGUUCCAAGCAAUCGAGAGAUCGUCACCUGGGCCUGCCGACUCAAGCCCCAUACCUGACACAGCAAUAACAAUGGCCAGCUUUGCGACAGCUUUUGAAUACCAGCCAACAGAAGACUCGUCCAUUGAUACGCCUACCACCCCAAAGGCAAAUCCCCUACAUGUGCCAGAGUACAUCCAUAUUCCAUGGGAUCACAACACCGACAUAGCCCCGGAUCUAAUGCACCUUUGCGAGACGAUUGAGAAUCGAACGAAAAACGGCAAGAAGGUUCUGGUUCAUUGUCAGCAGGGAGCUAGUCGGUCGGCAAGUCUAAUCAUAGCCUACGGCUUGUAUCAGUCUCCAGAAUUGAGUGUCAAUGAUGCAUACUACUCAGCUCAGGCGAAGAGCCGCUGGAUCAGCCCAAACAUGAAGCUCAUGUACUCACUGCAAGAUUUUCAUAAAGACCUGGCCAAGAAGAGGGCACCGUCGUCAUCAACGUAUAGACCACGGACUGGACGGAGUCCAACAAAACACCGAUUGACUCUUUCUGCUGAUGCCAUCGAAAUUGCUCCCAGGGAACCCCACACCGCUCCUCUACCGGGGGAAGAGUGUGUUUUGGAUGCAGCGGAUUCUGACAACUUACCUGGGCCUCGCAGCACAUCCACGCCUGGCACGCAAUCAGUCUCCCCAGGCCCGGCAUCGGCACCAUUAAGCUACUCGUGGAAGAACAAUGGCGAGGAGAGCAAUGCUGAACCGAUCCCACCGAUACCCAGCCAAGCAUUUCAACCUUCCCUGCCCUCUUUGCAACCCUUACCAGUCUUGCCAACGGUGGAGGUGAUAGCUCCUCGGUUUGAUGCCCCAAUCCUCAUGAAACCAGAAGAUCUCCCUCAGCGUCCCAAAACUGGCCUGGAUCGACCAGUAUCCAGGUCCGGAAUGCCAAGUCAGCCAUCGACUAUACUUGGCCUGCGGUCUUUUGAGUCCCCGGCGGCCUUUUCCAGCUUCCCUUUGCGAAAGUUCCAAAAGCUUUCCCCGCGAGAACCAGAUGAUGGCAUGCUCGCAGAACGGACAGUCACUGUGAACAGAUCGUAUCCGGAUGAGUCGGCCUUGCUCUCGCCUAGAGCCGAGACGAUGACCACAAACCCCGUACGCGACGUCCCUGAAGUUGCCGGCAUGCGGUUUGUUGAGUCACCUCCGACGCCAACAGAAGGCUUAUUCUCACCAAGGGAGUCGUCUUUCCCACCCGAUCCGUUUUCAUUUUUUGGCCGGAUAAUGGGGUUUGGUCGACCAGCGCAAGCAGCUGACCCGCGGAGUCCGCCAACAAGAGGGGAAGCACCGAUCAUUCGCUCUAUUGACGAGCUUUUGUAA
This is a messenger RNA of Pochonia chlamydosporia 170, 2436 nucleotides long. Its product is annotated as tyrosine-protein phosphatase pmp1. The coding region runs from base 1 to 2436 and encodes 811 amino acids. The record is from RefSeq and is a predicted model, not a curated record. Gene Ontology annotation, cellular component: cytosol; cytoplasm; nucleus. The transcript has a single exon. Gene Ontology annotation, biological process: protein dephosphorylation; negative regulation of MAPK cascade. Gene Ontology annotation, molecular function: protein tyrosine/threonine phosphatase activity; MAP kinase tyrosine/serine/threonine phosphatase activity. Lineage: Eukaryota; Fungi; Ascomycota; Sordariomycetes; Hypocreales; Clavicipitaceae.